CUCCCGGAAGUCGCUCAGGGGAGCGAAAUUUGAAGCGAAGGGCGACAGGAGUCUUCGCCCGGAAAGCCGGACAGGUUGCGGUUUCCUGGGCUACCUGGGCCCCUGGAGACCAGUCCUCAUGCCUAUCCGCGCGCUGUGCACCAUCUGCUCCGACUUCUUCGACCACUCCCGCGACGUGGCCGCCAUCCACUGCGGCCACACCUUCCACCUGCAGUGCCUAAUUCAGUGGUUUGAAACAGCACCAAGUCGGACCUGCCCACAGUGCCGAAUCCAGGUUGGCAGGAAGACCAUUAUCCACAAGCUCUUCUUUGACCUUGCCCAGGACGAGGAGAGUGUGUUAGAUGCAGAAUUCUUAAAGAACGAACUGGAUAAUACCAGAGCUCAGCUUUCCCAGAAAGAGAGGGAGAAACGGGAGAGCCAGGCCAUCAUCGACUCUCUGCGGGACACACUGGAAGAGCGCAAUGCCACUGUGGAGUCUCUGCAGAAGGCCUUGGACAAGGCUGAGAUGCUGUGCUCCACCCUAAAGAAGCAGAUGAAGUACUUGGAGCAGCAGCAGGACGAGAGCAAACAGGCGCGGGAGGAGGCCCGCCGGCUCAGGGGCAAAAUGAAGACCUUGGAGCGGAUUGAGCUCCUGCUGCAGAGCCAGCGGCCCGAGGUGGAGGAGAUGAUCCGGGACAUGGGUGUGGGGCAGUCAGCGGUGGAGCAGCUGGCUGUGUACUGUGUGUCCCUCAAGAAAGAAUAUGAGAAUCUCAAAGAGUCACGGAAGGCCUCGGGAGAGCUAGCCGACAAGCUGAAGAAGGACUUGUUUUCUUCCAGAAGCAAGUUGCAGACAGCCUACUCUGAACUAGACCAGGUCAACCUGGAGCUGAGGUCGGCCCAGAAGGACUUACAGGCUGCUGACAAGGAAAUCGUGAGCCUGAAAAGAAAGCUGACAGUGCUACAGGAAACCCUGAACCUGCCGCCAGUGGCCAGCGAGACUGUCAACCGCCUGGUUUUAGAGAGCCCAGCCCCUCUGGAGAUGCUGAACCUGAAGCUUCGCCGGCCAGCCUUCAGUGACGAUAUUGACCUCAAUGUCACCUUUGAUGUGAACACGCCCCCAGCCCAGCCCUCCAGCAGCCAGCACGGCCACUCCAAGAAGCUCCGCCCAGAGGAGGCACCGUCUCCCAUUCAGGAUGCUCCCAGGAAGGCAGCCAAAGGCUCCAAGCAGGAGCCCCAGCUCUCGCUGGGCUGCCGGCUCCGUGUGGGAGAGCCAGGUGGCGAGCCGGCUGGCGCCUUCCCUCUCUUCAUCCGGAACACCGUCCUCGGCCAGAAGCAGCCCAAGAGGGCCAGGGCAGAGCCCUAUCGCAGCACAGAUGUGGUAAGGACAGGCUUUGAUGGGCUCGGAGGCCGGACAAAAUUCAUCCAGCCUGCUGACGUGACUGUGAUCCGCCCACUGUCCGUCAAGCCCAAGGCCAAGGCUAAGCAGAGAGCGGGGGCGAAGUCUGUGCUGCCUCCCUCCCAGACCAAGCUGGACACCUUCCUGUGGUAGUGAAGACAGGCCGCCUGCGGGGCUGGUGGGACCAGCUUGCUGUCCCUCCGGCAGUUUGCUCCUCGUUCCAGGCUUGCUGCAGCCACGACCAGACGGGUGGGCUGCCGGCCGGCCAGAACGGAGCCUUCCCUUGACUCUCCGGACCAGAGUGCUGGGGCUCUGCGGGCAGCUUCUGCCUCUUCUGCCUUGCUGCCGGGCAUGGCCUGGGCCAAGCAGGGCAGGGAAUGAGGGUGAUGGGGGAAGAUUUCUAUGUAAAAUA
Messenger RNA from Manis pentadactyla (Chinese pangolin), 1787 nucleotides. It is a transcript of the gene TRAIP, whose product is annotated as TRAF interacting protein. The record is from RefSeq and is a predicted model, not a curated record. Lineage: Eukaryota; Metazoa; Chordata; Mammalia; Pholidota; Manidae. The transcript is spliced from 16 exons. The coding region runs from base 119 to 1528 and encodes 469 amino acids.